AUGCUCCACGAGUAUGCAUUUUCUGACCACUCGAGGAUACAACAUACGAUAUGUGCGCCUCUACUGCGUCUGCGCGCCCGAUCUGAGGAGUGUGGCACGUGGGCUACCGGUUAG
Molecule: messenger RNA, 114 nt
Organism: Parastagonospora nodorum SN15
Lineage: Eukaryota; Fungi; Ascomycota; Dothideomycetes; Pleosporales; Phaeosphaeriaceae
Exons: 2
Coding region: 1-114 (37 amino acids)
Source: RefSeq, a predicted model, not a curated record